AUGACGAAACCAUCAAACCGCAAUUUGAUGCCAGGCGCCUCCUCCGAAGACCUCGAGGACAGCUAUCAAGAAUAUCACGAUGUCAACAGGACUUACAACGAUGUCGCGCAGGCACUCUCGCUGUAUCCCAGUCUCUCGCCCCGGACAGACGUCCAUACCUUUGAUAAUGGCGUCUCUGCCCUCCUCGUCCACCUUUCUGGCACACUACCCGUAGUGUUUCGCGGCGCAACCUACCGCUUCCCAGUAUCGCUGUGGGUUCCACAUGCGUACCCUAAGGCCGCACCACUCGUUUACGUUAAACCAACCGAGACGAUGCUCGUACGUCCAGGUCAAUACGUCGAUCCGCAGGGCCAGGUUUACCACCCCUACCUAGCCGCCUGGGCGAAUUUCUGGGAUAAAUCCACACUCGCCGACCUUCUCACAAUCUUAACCGACAUAUUCGCCAAGGAACCCCCAGUCAUCGCACGUCAGCCACAGCCACCGCAGGCAGCUCGGCGCGCUUCCCCAUCCACCGCUCAGUCUCCCCAACCUGGGCCCGCCUCCCCCCCAUUUCCCCGGCCUCCUUCCAUCCAGCAAAUCCAGCCCUUGGGCGGCUCGAGUCAAGCCCCGCCCCCACCACCGAAGCCCGGCGCACAGCCCGUUUCCACUCCGACUCCGCCGCCUCCCUUGAAACCUGAGCCCUUACCGAAGAUUCCCCCUAAGCCUACGUCUCCCCCGGAACCAAGUUCAUCAAGGGCCUCCGACCAGCCUCCGCACCCUCCUCCGCCGCCGCCUCGCCCACACAGUACUUAUAACCAGACGACACAAGUCCCCGUGUCGACAUUACCAGCAGAACCCUCUCGUGAGAGUCGUUUCUCACGCUACGAGUCAGCGCCUCCUCUCCCUCAGCAGGCUGCUCCCGCUCCGCACCCGCCAGGUCUGCCCGCACACUCGGCGGCUCCCCCGCAUUUCGUUCAGACUCCGCAACAUCCUCCCCAGUGGCCAUCCUCCACCUCGCAACCACUGCCCCAGGCUUUCCCAGCCUACCAGCAUGGUAUCUAUCCCGGAGGACCUCCGCAACAACCAGUACCACAGCAGCAAGUACCCAUACUGGGUACCCCGCAGCAAUUACAGGCCCCAAAGCGACCGCCUCCUCCAGAUCUCCUCGAUGAGCCUCUUGAUAUGAAAGAACCAGAGCCGAGCAACGUCCCACCGCCCCCUAUCCCCCCUAAUCCAGAAAGGGAUGCCCUUUUGCGCCAGCUAGGUAAAGCCCUAUACCAGGAACGCGAAAAGAGUCGCCAGAGGAAUGACGCCUACAUAGCCGGGCUCGAAGCUCAACGUGCUGCGAUGAUCAAUGCCUACAAUACCCUCAGCUCUGAACGGCAGUCUCUUAGCCAGGUGUCGGCACUUCUUAACUCUAAUGCGACGAUUCUCCGGGAAGCUCUCCGCAAGGCUGAUGCGGUCAUUGAAAGUUCCCGACAACACCCGCAACCGGAUAUUGAUGAGUUGUUGGUGGCGCCUACCGUUGUUGCCAACCAAUUGUACACUCUGGUCGCGGAGGAGCGGGCGAUCGGAGAUGCGAUUUUCAUGCUUGGUCGGGCUGUCGAGCACGGCCGCAUAACACCUGCCGUAUUCGCUAAAACUACGAGAAGUCUUGCCCGUGAAUGGUACCUAAAGAAGGCUCUAGUGAGGAAGAUUGCAACGGGGAUGGGUCUGUCUGUGUGA
This is a messenger RNA of Scedosporium apiospermum, 1704 nucleotides long. RefSeq names its product Endosomal sorting complex protein. The record is from RefSeq and is a predicted model, not a curated record. Gene Ontology annotation, biological process: protein transport; endosome to lysosome transport; protein modification process. Gene Ontology annotation, cellular component: ESCRT I complex. The transcript is spliced from 4 exons. The coding region runs from base 1 to 1704 and encodes 567 amino acids. Gene Ontology annotation, molecular function: ubiquitin binding. Lineage: Eukaryota; Fungi; Ascomycota; Sordariomycetes; Microascales; Microascaceae.